UGCCAGUGCUUGUGAGCGGCCAGCGCGGGGGUGCGUCCUGUCGAAGAGCGCUGCGUAGUUCCUCCUGGUUCUUCUUCUCCUUCUCCGCGCGGUGCCCAGGGCUGGUCUGAGGGGCGGCUCCGUCGAUGGCCAGCUUUCCCCCGAGUGUUAACGAGAAGCUCAUCGGAAGAUCCCGGACGAUAGGGGAACUCUUAGCUCCGGCUUCUCCCUUCGACAAGAAGUGUGGGCGUGAAAACUGGACAGUUGUCUUUGCUCCAGAUGGCUCCUAUUUUGCUUGGUCACAAGGCCACCGCAUAGUCCGACUGGUUCCCUGGUCUCAGUGCCUUAAUAACUUUUCGUUGCAUGGCGUCAAGAAUUUCGCCAACAUCAGCCAUUCCAGACUUUCCAGGCAGAACAGCAGUGACGACCAGAAAAGCAAGCUGCGUGAACAUGUCAUCGACUGUGGCGACAUCGUCUGGAGCCUUGCGUUUGGCUCUUCGGUGCCUGAGAAGCAGAGCCGUUGUGUCAAUAUCGAAUGGCACCGCUUCACGUUUGGCCAGGACCAGCUCCUCCUGGCCACUGGCUUGUCCAAUGGGCGGAUCAAAAUCUGGGACGUGUAUACAGGGAAGCUCCUCCUUAAUCUAAUGGACCACACCGAAGUUGUCAGAGACUUAACUUUUGCCCCUGACGGGAGCCUGGUGCUGGUGUCUGCCUCAAGAGACAAAACACUAAGAGUGUGGGACCUCAAGGAUGAUGGAAAUAUGGUGAAAGUGUUAAGAGGGCACCCAAACUGGGUCUAUAGCUGUGCUUUUUCUCCGGACUCUGCGGUCCUCUGUUCCGUGGGGGCGAGUAAAACAGUCUUGCUUUGGGAUAUGGACAAGUACUCCCUCAUCCGGAAACUGGAAGGCCACCAUAACGAUGUGGUAGCCUGUGAGUUUUCUCCUGACGGAGCCUUACUGGCUACGGCAUCUCACGACACUCGGGUUUAUGUUUGGGAUCCGUAUACUGGAGCCAUUCUGAGGGAGUUUGGGCAUCUGUUCCCCCCUCCUACCCCUAUCUUUGCUGGGGGAGCCAAUGACCGGUGGGUCAGAUCCGUAUCUUUCAGUCACGAUGGGCUGCAUAUUGCGUCCCUUGCUGAUGACAAGAUGGUGAGGUUCUGGAGAAUUGAUGAAGACCACCCUGUGCAAGUGGCCCCUUUGCACAACGGCCUCUGCUGUGCCUUUUCUACGGAUGGCAGCGUUCUAGCUGCCGGAACGCAGGAUGGAAGUGUGUGCUUCUGGGCCACCCCGAAACACGUCCCCAGCCUCCAGCAUCUCUGCCGCCUGGCAAUCCGGAGGGUGAUGCCCACCAGCCAAGUGGCGAGCCUGCCGAUUCCUUCCACGAUGGUGGCGUUUCUUUCCUACCGGACCUAGAAAGGCGCACGGUGGUGGUGGAGGUGGUGGAAGUGUGUGCUGCUGACAAACCGAAUGAAAUAAACCAUCAACAGCUUUAUCACCGUUGAGCUUAAAACUUGAAAUCCACUUGAUUAUUAUUAUUUUUUUAAGGGGAAAAUCAAAGUCCUGAGUUUUGACCCUGUGGUGUUUUUACAGGCAAUAUUUACCGAAAAGAACAAUUGCAAUGUUUCUGAGGUUGUCAGACAGUUUUUUAAAAAAUCUGUGAAAACUUGUAUAUAAUUAGACAUAAGCUAUGUGCCGUCCAUGUAUCUCUUCUGAUUGCUUUCCUGAUGUGUAUCGUGUCGUAUCUAUAUUGUGUCUCUAGAGCUACAGAGUAUAUUGGUGCUGUAAAGUGGAGAAAGCUCCUGAUUUGGGGGCACGCAGAGAGGUGAGCAAAAAUUGACAAAUCUUAAGGGCUUUUGUCCUGUGCAUGUUGGAUAGGGCUCUGAGAACCAGCCCCCAACCAAGCCGUUUCGUCUUGUGGAACAGAAGUAGUGAGUUUCCCCUCCUCAAGCCCCACAGUUCAUCGGGAAGGGGAAUAUGGGGUGAGCCGGGGGGCAGGGCUUGAGAUGCCUACUCUUGUCAGCGAGCAGAUGUAUCCCCUUCAGGGUGGCCUUAAUUUUGCAACAAGGUGGAAAAGUUGAAAUUCUGGAUCAUCUGGGCUCUGCAGCCUCUGAAAUCCAUCUACUGUAUUCCUGCCUGACAACUUCUCUCGUAAUAGGUGAACUUUUCACAGGCUCAGUUCCUUCACUGUUCUGUUACCCUUUGUCUUUUCAAAGGGGUGGUCCUGGUGAACUACCAAAGACGAGCAAUGUUUUGUUUUGUUUUAUGUUUGCUUUUGCCUUUUGUUUAUCUGUAUCUGCAGAUACAAAGAAUGUAUGCAUUGCAUAAAAUGCCUAACUAUAUAUAUUUUUGUUGAAACUUUUUUGUAUUAAAGAAUUGUACAAAAACA
This is a messenger RNA of Hemicordylus capensis (graceful crag lizard), 2364 nucleotides long. RefSeq names its product WD repeat and SOCS box containing 1 (gene WSB1). The record is from RefSeq and is a predicted model, not a curated record. Gene Ontology annotation, biological process: intracellular signal transduction. Gene Ontology annotation, molecular function: protein binding. Lineage: Eukaryota; Metazoa; Chordata; Lepidosauria; Squamata; Cordylidae. The transcript is spliced from 9 exons. The coding region runs from base 126 to 1391 and encodes 421 amino acids.